CUAAAAAUUCUAGAUCCGCCUCGGGUCCUAUAAGGUAGGGGUCCGAAUCGUGGAAUCAACCACCGAUGUUUGCGUCUGGGUAGACUGCCCACAUCAUACCCCCUUGGGGUGCGACCCUUCCCUGAACCUACAUGAACACGGAAUUCUUCGUACACCGAACUGCCUUUUUUGGUAGUGCUUUACGAAGACAGCUCGAAGGAAGGGAUUUAGUUAGUUUUAAUAGAAGAGGAGCUUCAGAAUUUGGUGUAGAAGCUAGUGGUUCUUCAAUUAACUUUUGUGGUGUUCAAAUAGAUGGCUUACAAGGGAAUGGCCAAAAUAGACUUUUGCAACUACUUCGUGAUGAUUCCGAGAGAAACAGCUAUAUGCAUGAGGAUAAUUAUACUUCAUUGGAUGAUGACCUUAGCACAAUGGUACAACAGUUUCAGGACAACUCGGCUCCAAAUUUGUGAAAGGAGGUCAAUGACAGCUGGUCAACAUUUGUGAAGAGCUAAUUAAAGAAGUCAAAUUAAUUCCUCUUAAUUUUGUGAUUUGCUGCGUAUGAAAAAACAUUUAUGCGGGGUAAGAUAUCAGUCAUUGAGUAACAUUUCCCCUUUUAAUGUAAUUAUUGAAUGUUCAAUUAGUAGGUUUGUUUUUAUUUUUAUUCUCUUUUUUCAAAUUGUGGCCUUUAAUCUUUAUGGAGUUAUUAUGAUGGUGUCAUCGCACCAUGGCUUGUAGAAUUAAUUGUAUUCAUUAAGACCAAGAUAAUUUACAAAAUAGAA
Lycium barbarum (goji berry) is the source of this 758-nucleotide messenger RNA. RefSeq lists its product as uncharacterized. Lineage: Eukaryota; Viridiplantae; Streptophyta; Magnoliopsida; Solanales; Solanaceae. The coding region runs from base 132 to 449 and encodes 105 amino acids. The transcript has 3 exons. The record is from RefSeq and is a predicted model, not a curated record.